AUGGGCUUCGCUUCACUUCUGCACCCGCUCACCUAUCGGCCAGAUUCCUCCGAGUCGGACGCCACUACGGUCAAUCCCAUCUCAGAGCCGGUUAUCCGGUGUGUCACGUGCGAGGUGUUCGGGGGAGGUGCUGUGCUCGUUGUGCCAGGACAGAAGACGUGUUUUGACGGAUGGACACACCAAUAUAGUGGCUACCUAGUUUCACUGCCUAACUCUUCUGGAUAUUCAGCUGCUCUAUGUUUAGAUGUGGAGGCCUAUAACAGCAUAACGGAUAAACAAUUUGCCAAAACAGCAUCAGGACUUUAUCAUGUUGGUGUGGUUGGAUUAUUGGCGCUUGAUGAUACUUCUCUGCUCACAUGUGUCGUAUGCACUAAAUGA
Messenger RNA from Mya arenaria, 378 nucleotides. RefSeq lists its product as uncharacterized. The record is from RefSeq and is a predicted model, not a curated record. Bases 1 to 378 code for a protein of 125 amino acids. The transcript has a single exon. Lineage: Eukaryota; Metazoa; Mollusca; Bivalvia; Myida; Myidae.